Messenger RNA from Protomyces lactucae-debilis, 813 nucleotides. Its product is annotated as armadillo-type protein. The annotation marks the transcript as partial. The transcript has a single exon. The record is from RefSeq and is a predicted model, not a curated record. NCBI's taxonomy places the organism in Eukaryota, Fungi, Ascomycota, Taphrinomycetes, Taphrinales, Protomycetaceae.
CUCAAGCUUCUGUUGCGCCGCGAAAGAGUCUCCUGGUCGGACACCUUCAUUAACAAAGGUGGGCUUUUACAACUUGCGAGGCUGGUGUCAGAUUUGUGCAUCAAAGAAUGGCGCGAUGAUCAGGACGACAGCCUGCUGCAGCAGCUGCUUGGUUGCUAUCAAGCUCUUUGCACUACUGAAAGGGGCAGACAAGCACUCAAGUUGGACGAUCGCCUGCUCAUCAUGCUCGUUGAGCUCCUGUUUAGCGACAAGCAACCUGCGGACUACACUACACGAACACAAAUCAUGAAGCUACUCCAUCAAUUUGUCACAACCGACGCCGACUGCGAGGCGGAGAUGAGUCUUCGAGCGCUGGUCAUGCUUCAAGACCAAAUACAACCAAUACUAGAACGGCCACUCGAUUUCCUCGCAGCUGCACACACUUCACGUCCCUAUAAACGUUGGAUGAGAGAGCUAGACAAGCCUGUUCGCGAGUGCUUCUGGAUCUUUCUGCACGACAACAGUAUACCCAUUGUUCCAAUGGAGGAAUUCUGCAUGAUGGAGAUGCGCAAGCCGAUUGUUCCUCAGGGCUAUGUCGGUGGCGUCGAGUGGAUCGUUAUUGAAUACAUCUGCUCCCAUCUGCAGCUCAUCAACACAAUGCUACGCGCACUAGCAUCAGAGAAGCGGUAUCAAGUUAGGGUUGACUUGAAACAGUCUCAUUUUGAAAAGAUAUUGAAUCGGUUGCGACGGGCAAGCCAAACAUACUAUGAGUAUCUGCACGAAGAGCUAAUGACGUGGGCCAGCUUAGCACACGCCGACGGCUGGUCUACUGAU